AUAAUUCCAACCCUACUUAGCAUCAUAAACCCCCUACUAUAUAUCCUCCCUAUUCUCAUCGCAGUCGCAUUCCUCACCCUUUUAGAACGAAAACUACUAGGAUACAUGCAACUACGUAAAGGCCCUAACCUGGUAGGGCCCCUAGGACUACUACAACCCAUCGCAGAUGGUUUAAAACUAAUUACAAAAGAAACGACCAAACCAACCCUUUCAUCUCCGAUCCUAUUCACACUCUCCCCAAUCAUAGCCCUAUCUCUAGCCCUAAUCUCUUGAGCACCAAUACCCAUACCAAACGCACUAACCAAUAUAAACCUCGGUUUACUCUUCAUUAUAGCCAUAUCUGGCAUAUUCACAUACGCUAUUCUAUGAUCCGGAUGGUCAUCAAACUCAAAAUAUCCUCUAAUAGGCGCAAUGCGGGCCGUGGCUCAAAUCAUCUCUUACGAAGUAACAUUAGGACUAAUUAUCAUCUCACUAGCCACUAUCUCGGGAAACUACUCCCUAUCCUCCUUCACAGAAGUACAAGAACACUCUUGACUCCUAUUUGCAUCCUGACCCCUAGCCAUAAUAUGAUUUACCUCUACCCUAGCAGAAACCAAUCGAUCUCCAUUCGACCUAGCAGAGGGAGAGUCAGAACUAGUCUCCGGAUUCAACCUAGAGUUCUCAGCCGGACCAUUUGCCCUACUUUUCCUAGCCGAAUAUACUAACAUCUUACUAAUAAACACCCUCUCAGCCAUAAUAUUUAUAAACCCAGGAACCUCAAGCCCAGAACUAUUCACAAUAAACCUAAUAAUAAAGACAAUAUUAAUAACAACACUAUUCCUAUGAAUCCGUGCCUCAUACCCACGAUUUCGAUAUGACCAACUAAUACACCUACUAUGAAAACAAUACCUUCCACUCACCCUAGCUAUAUGCCUACUUAACUUAUUUACAACAACAACAUUCUGCGGGAUCCCCCCACAAU
Protobothrops mucrosquamatus (brown spotted pit viper) is the source of this 961-nucleotide messenger RNA. The record is from the annotation of a RefSeq genome assembly. NCBI's taxonomy places the organism in Eukaryota, Metazoa, Chordata, Lepidosauria, Squamata, Viperidae.